GGGAGGCAUGAAGGCCGUUAUCAUCGCCGAUACUUUCCAAGCUGCAGUACUAAUUGGUUCGUUGUUCCUAAUAGUCUAUUUUGGCGAGAAUUCCUCGGAGAUCGUGGGGUUAUUUGGUCGCAGAGUUUCAACAGUGGUCGACUUGAAUUAUUUGAUUUAGAUCCAAAUCUGACGGUAAGGCACAGUUUCUGGUCUGUCGUCAUAGGAGGAACAUUUUACUGGAUGACGAUGUUUGCUCUAACCAAGCCUCGAUUCAGAAGUACAUGUCCGUUCAAAGCCAGAGUCAAGUGAAAAAAGCAAUUUGGACGUCAUGCUUUGGAUUAAUAAUAAUAUACUCAGUAAAUUUCUACACUGGAAUGAUUAUGGUCGCUCACUAUAAGGAUUGCGAUCCCAUUAAAUCUGGUGAAAUAAGGGCAGCUGAUGAGAUCCUUCCUUUGUAUGUCAUCUCUACGAUGGGUCACCUUAAAGGCGUUACCGGUUUCUUCGUUGCCGGCAUUUUCGCUGCUAGUUUGGGUUGCUUCAGCUCUCAACAGCCUUUCUGCCGUUACUAUAACAGGAUUUUCUUCACUCCGCUCUUGGGAUACAUCUGCCUGACAAGAAAGGCGCUUAUACAGCGCAACUUUUGUCUGUUUUUGUAAUCGCUAACCUGGGCAGCAUAAUGCAAGUUGCAAUCAGUUUCAACGGAAUGGUUGGAGGUGUAACCCUAGGACUUUUCUCUUUAGGAAUGUUUUUCCCUUGGGCUAAUUCAAAGGGUGCGAUCUUCGGAGCUACGGUGGCUACAUGCCUUAUCACCUUGAUGUGCAUAGGGCAACAAGUUGCUAUAGCAAAUGGGACAUUCGAGGAGCAAGUGAAGCCCACAAGCAUCGAAAACUGCUGCUGUCUGAAUAUUACGAAAAUAGGGACUAAGGACAUUAUACCC
Molecule: messenger RNA, 919 nt
Organism: Acanthoscelides obtectus
Lineage: Eukaryota; Metazoa; Arthropoda; Insecta; Coleoptera; Chrysomelidae
Source: the annotation of a GenBank genome assembly